Molecule: messenger RNA, 966 nt
Organism: Clonostachys solani
Lineage: Eukaryota; Fungi; Ascomycota; Sordariomycetes; Hypocreales; Bionectriaceae
Source: the annotation of a GenBank genome assembly
AUGCAUAAAUCCUCAGUUUUAGCGGUUGCAUCCGCAUUUCUGUUCUCCACCGCUCCGGCCGCCACGAUCCCUCGCAAUGACGGCGACGUUCUUAUCGACGAUCUAGUGGGAUAUGAGGCCUCUGCGGCUCGUAUCUCCAAGAUUUCUUCUACAGAUGUAGAAGAGGUCAUUGUUACUGAAGAACAGCUGAGAGUGAAUGGGACGGGGCAGCGCCUUGAGCCUUUCAUCCCCGAGGGCCUUGCGGUCGACAAGCGUUUUAUCAAUGGCGAAGAUGACCGCUAUUACUACUCCAGCUACGCGUACCCUUGGUCCGCCAUUGGCAGGAUUGCCUAUGAAAACGGCAUCAGAUGUAGCGGCGCCAUGGUUGGCCCGCGUCAUGUGUUGACCGCGUCUCACUGUAGGCAAAGCGGUGUGAAGGGUACCUUUACGCCCGGCUAUGAUAGCGGAGUGGCCCUUGCCCAGGCUACUAUCGAUGGCUAUCUCACACUUACGUCAGGUGAGGGCUCUGCUUGUGGUGUGAGGAAUGACUUCGUUAUUUUCUCCCUUGACGAUGUGAUUGGCCUUAAGACUGGGUACUUGGGUGUUAAGAAGAAUGACAAGGCCUACAUUGGAAAAGGUGGCUUUACCCAUGUUGGGUAUCCGGGGGAUCUUGGAAACUACCAGAAGCCAUACCGCAUCGACAAUGUCAAUAUCACGACAAGAGAAUGGAACUGUGAUGGUACUGGCCCAUUUUAUACUGAUGCCGAUGUUGCUGCUGGGCAAUCAGGCGGUCCCCUCUUUGAGACGAUUGAUGGCCUCCCCUAUAUCUGGGGAGCACUGUCAACUUCAUAUCAGUACAUGGACGAAGUUUGGAAUGGCUGGGGAAGUGGCGAAAACAUGGUUGAUGCUGUUAGCUUUGCUCUGAACUACUGGAAAGUCAUCGUCGGCAACGAAACGAUGGGACCAGGCCCAGUUGUCCCUUCUUGA